Neoarius graeffei (lesser salmon catfish) is the source of this 6855-nucleotide messenger RNA. Its product is annotated as period circadian protein homolog 2-like. Gene Ontology annotation, biological process: circadian regulation of gene expression; negative regulation of transcription by RNA polymerase II; entrainment of circadian clock by photoperiod. Bases 193 to 4164 code for a protein of 1323 amino acids. Lineage: Eukaryota; Metazoa; Chordata; Actinopteri; Siluriformes; Ariidae. The record is from RefSeq and is a predicted model, not a curated record. Gene Ontology annotation, molecular function: transcription cis-regulatory region binding; transcription corepressor binding. Gene Ontology annotation, cellular component: nucleus; cytoplasm. The transcript is spliced from 23 exons.
CUGCGCUCGCGCGCUCUGAGGCGGCUGGUGUCGCGCCUGUCCCUCAGCAGCGGCUCCUCGGAACCGGAACCGGACCGGGCCGGAUCGGAUCAGUACUUCCCAUUCAGAGCUGUCAUUUCUCACCUUAUCAACUGCAUUUCCACACUGAUGCCGUGUUCCUGAGCCAUACCCUUUAACUCCCUGACCUCCUCCAUGUCCAGUGAGUCUGAGCUGAAGUCUUACCUGUCAGGGGGCGGGUCUGAAGAGGAGGAGGAGAGCAGGUCUCCUUGCGGGACCAUGUCUCACCUGCACGAAAUGGGUGGAGCCUCGGACGGGAGUGACAGCGGAAACGACCCUCCCACUUCCCUUAGUUACCACCCACCACUUCAUGAGGACAUGGAGAUGGGCGGGAACGGCUCGAGCGGAAGCAGCACGGAAUCCCACAGCACCGAGUCCCACGGAAACGAAUCCAUAGGAAGUUUGAGCGCCAACAGCAAAGACUCGGCUCUGUUAGAAUCAUCAGGCAGCAACAAGAGUUCAGACUCUCAGAGUCCAUCUCCCCCCAGCAGCUCCAAUGCCUACAGCCUGCUGAGCUCUGAGCAGGACCACCCAUCCACCAGUGGUUGCAGCAGUGAGCAAUCAGCAAAGGCCAAGAAUCAAAAGGAGCUCUUUAAGACCCUGAAGAAGCUGAAGCGCCACCUGCCUGCAGAGAAUCACAGCAAAGAUCAAGCGAGCACGUUACACACACUCCGUUACGCACUGCGCUGCGUGAAACAGGUCAAAGCAAAUGAGGAAUACUAUCAGAUGUUGAUGAUAAAUGACAGCCAGCCACUGGGUCUGGAGGUUUCCUCAUACACCAUCGACGAGCUCAACAGCAUCACAUCUGAAUAUGCACUCAAAAACACGGAUAUCUUUGCCGUAGCCGUGUCCCUGAUCACAGGGAAGAUUGUGUAUAUAUCGGAGCAGGCGGCGGUGAUCCUGCACUGUAGUAAGGACAAGUUUAAGGACAGGAAGUUUGUGGAGUUUCUGACGCCGCAGGACGUGAGUGUGUUCUACAGCUUCACCACUCCGUACAGACUGCCUGCAUGGAGCAUGUGCACUGGGGCGGAGUCGUCAGCUGCAGAUUUUGUUCAGGAGAAAUCUUUCUUCUGCAGAAUCAGUGGUGGGAAGGAGAAGGAGGGGGAUCUUCAGUAUUACCCAUUCAGGAUGACGCCAUAUCUGAUGAAGGUUCAGGACCCUGAACUGCCAGAGGAACAUUUCUGCUGCCUCAUACUGGCUGAGAGAGUACACUCAGGAUACGAGGCACCCAGAAUCCCGCCAGACAAAAGAAUCUUCACUACGACACACACACCCAACUGUGUGUUCCAGGAUGUUGAUGAGAGGGCCGUGCCUUUGUUGGGGUAUCUUCCACAGGACCUGAUUGGGACCCCCAUUCUUUUUCACCUUCACCCUGAGGACAGACCACUGAUGCUGGCUGUGCAUCGCAAGAUUCUGCAGUACAUGGGCCAGCCAUUUGAUCACUCCUCCAUACGCUUCUGCACACGGAAUGGCGAGUAUGUUACUAUAGAUACCAGCUGGUCUAGUUUCGUCAACCCCUGGAGUCGCAAAGUGUCCUUCAUCAUCGGACGACACAAAGUGCGCAUGGGCCCUGUGAAUGAGGAUGUGUUUUCAGCUCCUGCUUUCACAGAGGGGAAAAUCAUGGACUCAGACAUCCAGGAAAUCUCAGAGCAGAUCCAUAAAAUCCUGCUGCAGCCUGUACACUGUAUGGGCUCCAGCGGUUACGGUAGUCAUGGCAGCAACGGUUCCCAUGACUACCUGACUACAUCCAGUGAAAACAAUGGCAGUGGCAACAUUGCUGUGGGCAACAGCAUCACCCCCAACCACGAGGAGAGGAGCAAGAGCAAACUGAGAUCUUUCCAGGAGAUCUGUAAAGGUGUUCAGAUGCUGAAGUCACAGGAUCAGCAGGCCUCCACUUCUAAAGCAGACCAGAAAAAAGCAGGAUUAAAGUGUCCAGGAGUGAAGCAGAAAGAUGCUGGCCCAGUGGUAAGAGGCGGUACUGCAGCCGUGGAGGAGCUCGGGGACCAAACCUUAUACUCCUACCAGCAAGUCAGCUGUCUGGAUAGUGUGAUCAGAUAUUUGGAGAGCUGUAACACAUCCCUCACUCCGAAGAGGAAGUACCAGUUCUCCUCCAACACAACCUCCUCCAACUCGGACGAGGAGAAGAAAGGAUGUGACGGGGCGGUGCCCAGCCCACAAGAUCCUUUGAAGACCAAUCAGAAGUCACCAUCUGAAGUAGUAGGUGGGGCUUUGGCUCCUUUGGCCCUGCCCACUAAAGCAGAGAGUGUUGUAUCCAUCACAUCCCAGUGUUCUUACAGCAGCACUAUUGUACAUGUGGGGGACAAGAAACUACAACCAGAGUCAGAGAUUAUUGAGGAUGUUGCCGAAAGCCCCACCCCUGGUGUGCCAGUAAACGUGAUGACUCCGCCCACAGCUGAGCAGGGAGCCUAUAGGAAACUGGACCUGACCAAGCAGGUGCUGGCGGCUCACACGCAGAAGGAGGAGCAGGCGUUCCUGAGUCGCUGCAAAGACCUGUGUCUCACAUCACUGCAGAAAACCUACACAGAACGCUCCAAGAGAGACAGGGGACACGCUAAUGAUGCACCAUCUGCUGCUGGUCCAGCCAAACCUGGCACAUCCGGGGCAGAACCGGCCACUAAAAGGAGCGGCCGAAUCAGAAAGUCAAAGAAAGCCCGGAUAAAAAACUCUGAAUCAUCAGAAAGCGCAGUGUCUCAGCGCAGACUCCGCCCACCUCUUCAGGGACUGAACCAGACAUCGUGGUCGCCAUCGGAGGCGUCUCAGUCUGCGUUCUCAGUGCCGUAUCCAGCUGUGGUUCCUGGUUACAGUUUUUACCCUGCUACACUGCCCCCUGUUGGUGACCGCAAUUCAGAUUACCCAACUGCUCAGGCUCCGCCCACUGCUCCCCAAUUCCCAGCCCCAAUUGUCACACCGAUGGUGGCGUUUGUUUUACCCAGUUAUAUGUUCCCGCAGCUUGGCAUGCCGGCACGCCCACCUUUCUACCCGGAACAGCAGGCGGAUGUCAACGCUCCGCAACCGCAGCCGAGCUACAACCCCCAGAAUCCCUUGCAACCUCAGCAAACACAACCAAAUUACACUACCCAGCAGCCUUUGCAGCCUCAACAAGCCUACACUGUCCAGCAGCCGUUUACGCCCCAGCCCGUCUACGUUACCCAGAAUCCCUUUCAACCCCAAACUCCAUUCACCCAGAUGCAGUUCACACCACAGACACCACUCCCAUACCAAAUGACCUCUGACCCCAGCCUUCCUGUUCCCGAAUCAGCUGAGGUUCCUUCCUCGUCACCUCUGUCUCACUCUCCGCCGCUGUUUGGCUCUCACUGCAGCUCUCCGUUACAGCUGGACCUACUGCAGCUGGAGGAAAAAGCAGACUUGCACAGCACAGCGCCACUGUCAGGAUCCCGGGGGAACUGCAGCUCGGUGCAGGAGAAAAGCAACAGCACCGCCAACAUGCAGCAGGUCAGAGAGGCUAAGCCGUGUUGUGUUGAAGGCAAAGCUCCGAGUGAUGCCCACUCCUCGUCCAAUGAGCUGAUAGAUCUGCUGAUGCAGGAGGACUCGGGAUCAGCCAUGUCUGGAUCCACAGGCUCCGCCUCCAACGGCUGCAACACCUCUAACAGCGGCACAGGGAGCAGCAAAUAUUUCGGGAGCGUGGACUCUUGUGAGCACGAGCACAAGACGAAAAGCAAAGAAGAUGGACAAAAUGUCAAGUAUGUCCUCCAGGAUCCUCUGUGGCUGCUCAUGGCCAACACAGAUGAGAAAAUGAUGUCUUAUCAGGUGCUGCCACGGGACAUGGAGAAGGUGUUAUGGGAAGAUCGAGAGUGUUUGCGGCAGCUGCAGAAGAAUCAGCCCCGUUUCAGCUCAGAGCAGAGGCGAGAGCUCAUAGAGCAGCACCCGUGGAUGAGGCGAGGCACUUUACCUUCAGCCAUGGAUGUCAAGGCGUGUCUGUACUGUGAGGACGACGCUGGCGCUCUGUUAGAAGACGAACUGCCUGAAAUAAACCUUGGCAUUCUGGGAGGAGAGGUGGUGCCAGAAGAGGGCGUGUCUCACAUACAGGAAGAGGAGGGGCAUCCAGUCUUAGACUGUGUUUCCUAGCACCUCCCCAAAGCGUAAAAACAUAGCGUGCUUUCAGACAGUGAGAUGACAUCAAAACAGAAUUAAAUGUAAUAAAUUCUAAAAUGUGGAGAGAAUUUGAAUAGAAUAGUGCAGACUGUAUAAACGAUCAGCUGUGUUUAUUAUUCACACCACAAACCUCCCGUAUUUACACACAGGACCAGCAAAUACUUUAUCAUUUUUCAAACAAAUCUAUGAUAAAUAAAGCCUUUUGGUUAUUUUAAAGCUUUAAUCAUUUUAUUGUUUUAUUUAUGUUACUUAAACAUAACAGUUUUUUUACAUUUCUGUUUUUGGUUUGGGUCAUAUUUGUUUUUAUUGCGUGUGUCUCAUGUUUUAUCUGUACUUUUGGUAUUUCUGUGUUUAUUGUUUGCUUCAGUUGGUGGCGAAGACGGUUAAUUUAUUUAAACUCUGGAUCUGUUGACUCUCGCUGUUAAACUGUUUUUAUUCGAUCGAACACAUUACUUUUGUUGAUCGAGCUUCUGUUACUUCCUGUGUGUUUCUGGUGGUUUUGUGGUGUAAAGGAUGAAUAAUAAACGACAGUAUGAGCGCUGCACUGUUUUAUUCAUGUCACAUGACUGUUUUUAUUAUUAUUAUUAUUAUUAUUAUUAUUGGUUUUGCAAACUCGGGUUUAUUUUUGUCUGAAGUGUGCAAGAACAACCAUCAGAACCUCUUACACUGUGAACGUUUUACAUUUUUCAUUUCUUACUUGAGUCAGAAAUUAGUUUUUUAACAAAGUAAUGAAUAUAGAUAUAGUUUUAAUUAGAUUAUUAUAAUCUGGGAGUAAGUAUAUGUGUUGUACAGAACAAAUGUCCCUGAAGCGCGUGUGUGUGUGUGUGUGUGUGUUUGUUCCUGUACACACUGAGUGAUAAAAACACACUCAGUUUCAGCUCAACAUGGUAACAAACAGAAUCGGCCAAUCAGCUUCCAGCUCUACAGGAAGUACUUACUGUGUUUUUCAGCUGUCUGUUUCAGUGCUGCUUCUAAACUCAUCGACUUCCUCGAACACUUUGAGACCGAAAAGAGACUGUUACACCCUGCAGCUGAUUAUUUUCCUUGAACUGCACGUCCCCAAGUGUUUUAUUCCCCUUACACCACAGCACAAUGCCAACAAUUACCGGUUUUAAAAAAUGUAUUAAACAACCUUUCUUCCAUUUACAGUUCCAUUUAAUAUUGUGGAACGUCCACAUUCCCACGUUAAAGCAGCUAUAAACAGUCGUUCCCUCACCACUCUCUCUUUUCUCUCCAAGUCAAUAAGAGAAAAAUAAUCAGUUUGUUCCAUCACGUUACUGAGAAACUGUAAAGAAGCGUAAACUCCUCUGUCCUUACAGUUCCAGCUUCACCUCUGACUGUUACACAGCGCUGACGCUGGAGACUCCUUCCAGAGACAUGACAUUUGUCACCACUUUAACAGUUACACUUGUUUUGAAUCUGUUUCUCGUCACUGAAGUGUCCGCGAUACACGGCCCUGUGAAUGAGCUGUUACUACAGAAACUAACGAGUGCAUUAAUUUUCCAUAAACCUGUGAUGUGCAGCUGCACCACUGUCAGAGCUGCUGUGAUAGACAAUUAAUCAAUACCUUCUGACCAAUCAGAGCCCAAGUGUGGGACAAACUGCGAAAUGUUAUGUUUAUCGUUCUUUUAUGAGUAUAAACCACCUCACUCUGACUCAUAAAGUCAGAUUGCAAUGCAUUCUGGGUAAACUGUCUCACAUCACAAACCUUACUUUGUUUCCUCUGAGAAACGAGCAAAUGUCGUGCAGUUAAAAAAAAAGCAGUAUGGAAGCUUGCUGCACUCACCUGUCCCAUCAUGCAUCACUGAACACAAAGGGCAGGGCUUAAGAGGUAACAGCCAGAGCUGCCAUGGCAACCAGUGACAACAGGAACAUUUCCUCUGUGCUUUUGAGUCCAAAUGUUACUUUAACUGUAGCUUUACAAUUUAAACAAACAAACCUAUGCAGUUUGUUAGCAGCACUGAGCACGCUGACGUCAGCUCGCACCGAACGCACGCUGCCAUUUUUAUUCCACAGAACAAAACGGUUUGUGUUUGAAGUGCACGUGUAUUACACCAAAGUAAACACAUUUAAGUAUUAAAUGGGCACGGUGGUGUAGCGGUUCGCACUGUCGCCUCACAGCAAGAAGGUUCUGGGUUCGAGUCCCGUGGCCGGCGAGGGCCUUUCUGUGCGGAGUUUGCAUGUUCUCCCCGUGUCCGUGUGGGUUUCCUCUGGGUGCUCAGGUUUCUUCCACAGUCCAAAGACAUGCGGUUUGGUUAACAUGGGCUGAAGUGCCCAAGAGUGGUGGCGCACACGUACGCAGCGGCUUUACUCUCCUAUGAUGAUCUAAAUUUCGUUGUACAUUUGUGCAGUGACGAUAACGACAUUCUCAUUAUUAGUGAGACGCAGCAAACAAACUACAAGCUAAAAAAUAUCUGAAGUGUGCUUCAGGAGGGAGCCGAGGGGAAGUGCACGAGUGUGUGUUAAAAACAGUACUGAAACCAGGCCAAGGAAAUUUACAGAAUGGAUGUAAAACUGGAGUGUGAAGGGACCAAAUGGACAUGUGUCUCUCUCUUUCUCUCUUUAAUGACUUUUAUGUCUCUGUACUUGGCGGAGAUUCUUGCUGUUACACACUUUAUUUUCACUCUGGAGUUCUAUUGCAUUUUGUUUUAUAAAAUGGAUAUU